Messenger RNA from Mycosarcoma maydis (corn smut), 186 nucleotides. RefSeq lists its product as uncharacterized. The transcript has a single exon. Bases 1 to 186 code for a protein of 61 amino acids. Lineage: Eukaryota; Fungi; Basidiomycota; Ustilaginomycetes; Ustilaginales. Gene Ontology annotation, biological process: multicellular organism development. The record is from RefSeq and is a predicted model, not a curated record.
AUGCCUCCUAAGAAGACCGCCGCCGCUGGUGCUAAGAAGGGCAAGACUUCGGCGUACAACAAGUACAUGAAGGAGCAGCUCGCCAAGCUCAAGACUGAGAAACCUCAGCUCGCACACAAGGAACGCUUCAAGCUGGCUGCUACCUCAUGGGCUGCCUCCAAGGAGAACCCCAAGAACAAGGCUUGA